ACAGGUGAGCGUUUCCCCAAUGAAAGAUUUUAUCACUCCAAAAGCGAUUUAUUUACAGCUAUGGAUUCUCGUUGUCCUGGUGCACGUUUCGGAAAAUAGAGUCAUUACCAAGAGGAGUACCGAUAGUUCCAUUAGAGGUUAUUUAACGGAGAGAAUUUGCUGGUGGAACGAAAUAUGUAAAGAGGAAUUUCGCAAUCAGUUCCGCUGUAAGUGCCCGGAGUGGUCUUAUUGCGGUGCUCCGGGAAAAUACUACAAUGCUUUUUGUACCAUGACUACCACUGGUUAUAUUUGGCAGCAGCCUGGUUGGAGGGAAUCCACAGAACCCGAAAGCCAGACGUAAGAUUGAUGACGUUCUUAUUUAACAAUCAAAAAUUUAGGGUAAUGCCUACUUUUAUCUAAUAAUGGCAAUAGAAAAAGGAGUAUUCAUACACAAAUACAGGAAUUUACAUAGUAGAUAUGAGACUAUAAGAUUAGUCUAUUAUCAAUAAAAGAGGCAAUCAUGUUCGAAAAUUUUAUUCUAAAUAAUAAAAAAACUGCCUAAUAUUUAUAUUGGUAGAUGUAGAAGUUAAUAAAUUUUUGGCUGUACUGGAUAAGUGGUUGAAGCUUCAUUGAGAAGUUGCUUGUUGGCAUUGCUAGUUUCAUUUCUAAUAAAUUUAUUUGAAAAGUUUAUACUACUUUCAUUGGUAAUUUAUUUUCAUUGGAAAAUUGGUAUAUCUACAAUGCUAUUUAGUUGAUAAAAAUAGGUGAAACUCUGUCUAACUUUACUAACAAAAAUUUCAACAUUCACGGUCAAUUUCUCAAUAAAAGUUUCAGCCAAUUACUUGAAAAAAGAUUUCCUGUUUUGACUUUUGAAAAACAUAAAAUUGUAAAAAAUGUAUUUUUCUCUUUGACAUUGUGUCGUGAGGUAAAGUUUUCACUUGUCAAGAGAGUUUGAAAUCGAAAUACUGUAACUGAAGUUUGUUAAUAAAAAAUGAUG
This is a messenger RNA of Phyllotreta striolata, 976 nucleotides long. NCBI's taxonomy places the organism in Eukaryota, Metazoa, Arthropoda, Insecta, Coleoptera, Chrysomelidae. The record is from the annotation of a GenBank genome assembly.